CUCUGAGGUGAAGUGAACAACAGGGGCCUGUGGGGACUCUGGGACCAGUCUGAGAGCACCCAGGGGAUGAAGCAGCAAAGAACAGCAACAGGAGUAGAAGAAUUUAAUGUUGUGGAGUCUUCAGAAGCUAACAGCAGAAACAAAGCAUAUUCACCAGAAAAGGGUAAAAAGGGUGGAUCAGAGGUAGCUCAGCCAACUCGCUGACUCUGUACCUUCACACUUCCUGUCUACAUCACUCAAAGGAUGAAUGAAACCCUAAUGCAGGUAGUCUCCAUGUUUGAGCUGAGGAUGUCUCUGAUGGUGGCUCUUGGCUUGGUCCUGGUCUUCCUGCGCCCCUACCCUGGCAUGGCUGCCCCUCCAGGUGUGCCAGAUGAUGAAGCUUUUGACCUUGAGAACUACGACCUGAACAGUGAGAUGGACUGGGAAAACCUGGACGUCAACAUUUAUGGAGACAGUUAUGAUUAUGAUGACUUGGAUCAAGAGGGAGGACAGAUUGAGGUGGGCACCGUAGCACCAGACACCCCCCCACCAGCCAACCAGCCCACAGCUGAAGGCUAUGAGGAGGAGGUGACCCUGUCCAAUCUGCCUCCAGCUCCUGUCACCCUGGACUUCAAGGGACCAGGUCUCUUUGGCCCUGAGACUGGCCUGGGUAUGCCUACCUGCCUACUGUGUGUGUGUAUUGGUGGGAGUGUGUACUGUGAUGACAUGGGCCUGGACCAGAUCCCACUCCUGCCCAAAGACACCACACAUUUUUAUGGCCGCUUCAACAAGAUCCGACAUGUCAAGAACACAGACUUUAUCAACCUCAAUAAGCUGCAGUCCGUUGAUCUAACAGGGAACCAGAUAUCAGGGAUGGAUGAGGAUGUGUUUCGCUCUCUGCCGCAGCUCCAGCAGUUACUGUUGGCUGAUAACAACCUGCAGGUCAUGCCUGAGAUGCCAAUCACCAUGAAACACAUUGAUCUACGUAACAACAGGCUGAUCAGUCGUGGGGUACAUUCUGAGGGAUUCAAGGAUAUGAGCCAGCUAGAAUUCCUCUAUCUGUCCAACAAUAAUCUGGAUUACAUUCCCACACCACUGCCACUGAGACUGAGAGUGUUACACCUGCAGAACAACAACAUCCAGUCUCUGCAUGACGACACCUUCUGUAACCGCCAUGAUCGUAACUUCAUCCGCCGUAACCUGGAGGAUAUCCGUCUGGAUGGCAACCCCCUGAACAUCAACCUGUUUGCUCAGGCCUACGUCUGCCUGCCGCGCCUGCCUGUAGGGAGUCACUGACGGCUGUUAUGACAGGCUUAUGACAUAGUCACUACAUGUCUUAGCUAUGUAUAACAUAUACUGUACUGCUUUCUUUGGACUGGAAUAUGUUGGGUUACUCAGAAAUAUCAUCAUUGGUAAAUACAUUUUCUAAGACACCGUUUGUGAAAAAUUUUAAUUAUUCUUUUUUCUGUAUGUCAAUUCACAAUAACAAACAUUAGUAUAUGAAUGAAUAGAUACAAGUGUUAGUGUUCCAGGAAUAUAAGACCUGUGUUAAUGGGACAAAAAAUUCUUUGAUAGUGUAAAAUGACAUAAAACACAUUUUCAUGGAA
This is a messenger RNA of Siniperca chuatsi (mandarin fish), 1586 nucleotides long. It is a transcript of the gene optc, whose product is annotated as opticin. NCBI's taxonomy places the organism in Eukaryota, Metazoa, Chordata, Actinopteri, Centrarchiformes, Sinipercidae. Bases 244 to 1275 code for a protein of 343 amino acids. Gene Ontology annotation, molecular function: protein binding. The record is from RefSeq and is a predicted model, not a curated record. The transcript is spliced from 8 exons.